Mesocricetus auratus (golden hamster) is the source of this 5448-nucleotide messenger RNA. RefSeq names its product syntrophin beta 1 (gene Sntb1). The record is from RefSeq and is a predicted model, not a curated record. Gene Ontology annotation, molecular function: protein binding; structural molecule activity. Lineage: Eukaryota; Metazoa; Chordata; Mammalia; Rodentia; Cricetidae. Gene Ontology annotation, cellular component: intracellular anatomical structure; dystrophin-associated glycoprotein complex; synapse. The transcript has 7 exons. The coding region runs from base 957 to 2573 and encodes 538 amino acids.
UUGGGGAAGCUUGCAGCAAAGCACGGAUAGGAGAUUGAGUUAGAUAUUUGUUCUGGAGAUGGCGACCCCUGUCGAAACUCAGGGGUGGUACUGAAACCCUGUCCUCAGGCUCCCUCAAGAAGCCUUGCUUUGACUAAUAGGAUAGGGUUACCUUAAUGAGACUUCAUCCUGUGUUCCUGUGACCGUUUUUCCCCUGCCUUCUGGCCCAACCUAGAACCUCUCUCUGCAGUGUCCUCCCCCCAAUGGUCCUAGGGGAAAGGAGAAACAGGCAAGAAUCUCUGGCUCGAGGAAGACUUGGCUCUGCAAGCAACUGAGUGAGGACGGAGGGAAGUUGACUCCAGAGAAUCGAGUUGGGCCACAGAGGCAGACCGCGCACCUGGUAAAGGUGAGGGUGCCCCCCACACCCUGAGAAUGGACGGUUGAGAAGAAAGGGGUCGGCCGGCGGCAGGCUGGGUGUAGCCGCACAGGACCGGGGAGGGUUGGGGGAGCUGCGGCAAGGUACAACGGAGAACUGAGCCACCCGGCUCUGAGCCAGCGCGACGUGGGAGAGUGACGCUGCGGUGGUGACCGAACAGGUGAGCGGCUGGGGCCCCGGGUCCCCGCCCUUGCCUCCUCCUACCGGUUCUCCGCCGCACUUGGCAGCUCCACGGCUCCUCUCUGGUUUGGGGUUUUGCAACUGGCAGCUGGCUUUUUUUUUCCCCCCUCCUCCCCGGUCGAGGGCUCUCCUUCUUUUAGGUUGCUCCACCCCGCCCAGGAUCAGGCGAGGGGGGGAACCAGUCCAGCAGCUGCCAACUGGCGCCCAGCGCGGCCGCGAACACGGGAAGUGGAGCCCUGAGUGCGCUCUGCGGGGCGAUUGCUUCUCCCGCGUCCCGGCGCCCCGCGUCCUCCCACCCGCACCCCAUUCUCCACUUUUCCCCCCGUUUGCAAUCACAUGGCAUUUUAAGAAUGCUGGAAAGAUGGCGGUAGCGGCGGCGGCUGUGGCUGCGCCGGCUGGCGGGGGAGGCGGCCGGGCGCAACGGAGCGGACUGCUGGAAGUUUUGGUGCGGGAUCGUUGGCAUAAAGUUCUGGUGAACUUGAGCGAGGACGCCCUGGUGUUGAGCUGCGAGGAGGGCGCUGCGGCGUACAACGGCAUAGGGACUGCCACCAAUGGCUCGUUCUGCAGGGGCUCAGGGACUGGGCACCCGGGGACUGGUGUCACUCAAGCCCCGGACUCUCCCGCCGCCGGCGUCCGCACAGCCUUCACCGACCUCCCGGAGCAGGUGCCUGAGUCCAUCUCGAACCAGAAGAGGGGCGUGAAGGUGCUGAAGCAGGAGCUAGGCGGGCUGGGCAUUAGCAUCAAAGGGGGCAAGGAGAACAAGAUGCCCAUCCUCAUCAGCAAGAUCUUCAAGGGGCUGGCAGCGGAUCAGACCCAAGCCCUGUACGUGGGCGAUGCCAUCCUGUCCGUGAACGGAGCGGACCUGCGGGAUGCCACCCAUGACGAGGCAGUGCAGGCGCUGAAGCGAGCAGGCAAGGAAGUACUGUUGGAAGUGAAGUACAUGAGAGAAGCCACACCGUACGUGAAGAAAGGAUCCCCCGUGUCUGAGAUAGGGUGGGAAACGCCUCCACCUGAGUCGCCUAGAUUAGGGGGCGGCUCUGCAGACCCUCUGUCAUCCCAAUCCUUCUCCUUCCAUAGAGAUCGGAAAAGCAUCCCCCUGAAGAUGUGUUACGUCACCCGGAGCAUGACUUUGCCUGACCCUGAAAACAGGCAGCUUGAAAUCCACUCUCCAGAUGCUAAGCACACAGUGGUCCUGAGGAGUAAGGACUCCGCCACCGCCCAAGCCUGGUUCAGUGCCAUCCAUUCCAACGUCAGUGACUUGCUGGCCCGAGUGAUUGCAGACGUCAGAGAGCUGCUGGGGAAGACGGGCAUUGCUGGCAGCCAUGAGAUCAGGCACCUUGGCUGGCUGGCAGAAAAGGUGCCAGGAGAGAGUGAGAAACAGUGGAAACCGGCCCUCGUUGUUCUAACUGAGAAAGACCUUUUAAUCUACGAUAGUGCACCACGAAGGAAGGAGGCUUGGUUCAGCCCAGUGCAUACGUAUCCACUUCUUGCCACCAGGCUUGUCCAUUCAGGUCCAGGGAAAGGAUCACCCCAGGCUGCUAUGGAUCUAUCCUUUGCAACGCGAACUGGUACUAAGCAAGGAAUUGAAACACAUCUCUUCAGGGCAGAGAUCAGCAGGGACCUCUCGCACUGGACAAGGAGCAUAGUACAGGGGUGCCACAAUUCAGCGGAGCUCACUACCGAAAUCAGCACCACCUGUACCUACAGAAACCAGGAAUGCCGCUUGACCAUACAUUAUGACAAUGGAUUUUCUAUUUCUACUGAGCCUCAGGAGGGUGCCUUUCCCAAGACAAUCAUACAGUCACCUUAUGAGAAGCUCAAAAUGUCUUCAGAUGACGGAAUCAGGAUGCUCUAUUUAGACUUUGGAGGCAAAGAAGGAGAGAUUCAACUGGACCUUCACUCGUGCCCCAAGCCGAUCGUUUUCAUCAUCCAUUCCUUCCUGUCUGCUAAGAUUACAAGACUGGGCUUGGUGGCCUGAACAGAGAGGCGACUUGUGCCAUAGGACAGGAAGAUUGCAGUGCCACAGGACUGUGAUGUCAGGCCGUGCACCAAAUGUAGCAUGCACGGCCUGUUUCAGGUCUCAGGAGUCACGUGUAAUAUCCCAGGCUCCUCUGCCAGUUUUGAGAACUACAAGGGAUCCCCUGAAGAAAAUACCACAAGGAAUGUCGGAAUAGAACUUCUCAAAACAGAGCAAGGUUCAGGGCAUGAGGACAAAUGAAUAGACACACAGUGUAUCUUCUAAAUAGUGACAACCAAGGACAUGGCCAUUACAACUGCAUGUGCAGAUCUUGAUCACACCGGUCUCUAGGCAACUGGUUCACCCAGGUAAGCCAGUGCUGAGCAGAUGAGAAACGGAUAGUUUCAUCUACACUUCUACCCCCGGUAAUACUGAUCCCUUGCUUCACUGUGAUUUACUUUCUGAUUCAAGCUGAGCUGACUUUCAUUGAUAGGAAAAAAGGAAAAAGAAAAAAGAAGAGAAAAUGUAGCAAAAACAAAAAGAAACCCACUUCUUAUUUAAGAACGAAGCUUGUUAUUUAAUUUUCUUAAUGAGAUCAGCUGGUAUAGAGUGAUUCCAAAGUGUUCUUGUUCACAUGUGCUGAACAGAAAUGAACUAAAGCAUUGGAUACUGAAGCUGAGCUUUAGGCUGGUGGACUCUGAGCCAAAGUGGACUCUUGCGAUUGCAAAGCUUUCCCGAAGAGUUGUACACACAAAUGAUGACUAAUUCAGAGACUACACUUACACCAUGGAUGCUGUCUCACAGCCAAAAUCAGUACCCUUGUUUACAGAAAUCAAAUUCUGGGCAAUUUUUAAAAGGAUUGCCAUUACACAUGCAUGCACACAUGUACACAUGCACACAUGUACACACACACACACACAAACACACACACACACACACAGGUCACAUAGUGUUUAGCUAUCUGCAAUUCACAGUUUUCAGUGGAAAUACCUUUCAGUGAUUCUUGUUUCUGCCCGUGAUUGCAUAUGUGCAUUUCAAAGUAAUGGAGACUCUCUCUCAGUCUUGAUGAUGCUGUUUAAGAUAUACAAAACCAGAAGUAUAAUCACAUCUACUGAUGUUUUCUACAUUAACUUUGGAAUUCCAGGGGAAUAAUCUAAGGACCUGAUAUUUUUCUGCAAGUAUAUUUUGAGGCAAUAUCUAGCCUAUUGGGACUUAAUGCUUUUGUUUUCAUUUUUAUCAUUCGAGAUUCAUUCACUAAAAUCUACACUCAUUAUUUGAUUUUGGAGUUACUUUUCACAAGUCCAGAAAAUUAGCCAUAGAAUUCAUGAAUAUUUAGUACUUCUUUUCCAUGUACUUUUACAUUAGCACACACUCUGUGUUCUGCCUGUGUGUUGGAAGAGUCAUAGUUUAUUUAGCAGAUACCUAUGCAAAGUGAAACUGCCUAAAUGCCUGUGACUAAGCUUCCUCAGAUGUGUGUGUGUUUAUUGGGUUGCAGUUGUAUUUUAAACCAUCAUUUCCCCAAAGCAUAUCUCAUAUACCAUCAUUUCCAAGGGACACUGAGCAGUAUUCUCACUGGGGUGGUGAUUUAGGGGCUUGGUGAUGAAGUAGCAACUUAAGACAUGUUAGGCCCUUGUUAGGAUUGCCAGCUUCCUCAGAAAUCCUGGUCUUCGUUGAUCACAAUCUUCAAGGUAGGGGUGCACUUCUUUGUAAUGGGGCCUCUGUGAAGCUAGGGGGUUUUCUAGACAAAACUUUAGGAAAUACCACCAUAGGACAUUGACUUUUGGUUGGUUUCUUAUUUUAAAAUGUUGAAGAGUGAAGGCCAGCUUCAAUACUGUGGGAUAGCGUUGAUGCAUUUGUAAAUUGUAUUGCACACUUUCACACUAUAUAUUUUAUCACUGGAAUGUUGUUAUACAAGAGAACUAUACUUAUGUAUUGUAAAUAACAUGAUACAUAUAAUUAAUGCCAAUAGUUUCAUUUAACAUUAUGUAAUCUAAGGUGCUCGGUACUACAUGAAGUUUGAGUUAAUUACUCAAGUUGCAAAGAUUCUAUUAUAUAUUUAUAGACAAAUUAAAUUGGUCAUAAUUACAGACAUGGUUUCUUUAUUGCUUAAGUUUUAGACUGAUUGAUAUCUGGAUAAGAGUCAACAAAAACUGUCUUCUCCAUUUUUAAAAUUUUAAUUUAAAUAUUUAUAUUUUAGAAAAAUAUAUUUGAAUAAGAUCAGUACAUUUUUCUGAAGUAAAUUAAAAUGUGUUAUUAGCAAGAAAUAGAAAAUUUUACUAAGAGAAUUGUGUAUAUGAAUGAUGUUUUUCUCCUAAUUAAAGUAUAUCAUAUCAGAGUGGCUAUGAUGAGUCAAUUUCAAAUACUAUAAUUUCUCAGCUUGGAUUUCAAACAUCAUAUUUAAGUAAUGGUUUUAUGGUGUAUUUUUCAUCUUGUAUAGGUGUUAGUGUUGUGGUCAAUGAAUCAAAUUAGUCAUUUGGGAGAAUUUUUUUCCAGUUUGCUUUGUUCUUAGUUACAGGAAUUAUAGAAUUGAUGAUGCUUAUACGUGGAAGAAAGCCAGUUCAGAUGCAUAAUCCUUUGUUAAUGGAUUGUUGCUCAGUUGCCAGAAGGGUAAAUUCACUGGUCUGGUAAUAUGUCCAUGCUACUCAUCUUAUAGGCAUUUAAAGAAGAGGGAUAGAGAGGUCCUUUAUUUCUAACAUGAUCUAAAUAAUAGAAAUCAAACUCUACAAUUAUUAUGAACUACCCAGAUAGAGGUAUUUAAUGAAUGGCAUCAAUGAAGGGUGGAAGUGGUUUUUGGGUGUAUCUUGAAUUGAUUUUUAAAAUCUGUCUGUGUUUAUAGUCCCAUGAACAUCAUGUACAAUUUAUAUAAAUUAAAUAAAUAUUUGCCUCAGAUCUCCAA